AUACUGUGAUGGAUCUGUGAAUUGUUUGUUUGUAAGAAAAACUUGUUAGAAAGUAUUAACGAGCAAAUAAAAAAGAAUUAAAUAACAAUAUCAGAUAAAAGCAAUAUAUCUAUAAAAUCAAUUUAAAAAGAAACAUCAGUCAUUGGACAUUAUUCAUCUAAGUGGUUAGCCUUGAAGUAGAUGUCAUCUAUUAUCUUAAAUGAGUGUUGUUUAUUUUACAUUUUAGUGAUAUUAGUUGUCAAUUCACGAUUAUAUGGCUUUGAUAUUUGACUUAUGUUUCACAACAUUUGGGAAGAGGCAUGUUUUAUCCACGCAUUCGGGAAAAAGGUGCAGGCUUAAUAGUUCUCAGUUGGACUUGCCUGGCUGUGCUGUGCGCCGCGUCCACAGCACCCUGCGACAAAACCCGCAGGGUCUUCACACAGCCCAGCGGCAUCAUCACCGAUGGACCAAGCAACUCUAAUUAUACACAAGAUUCCCAUUGUGAAUGGCUGAUCAAAGCUUCAAAUAAAACUCAAUAUAUAACUUUGAGUUUUAUUCGCAUGGGUACAGAAUGUUCCUAUGAUUAUGUAUUUGUUUAUGAUGGUGAUUCCUUUGAUGCUCCACUACUUGGAAGUUUCAGUGGAAAAACUGAACCACAAAAUGUUACGGCUUCUAGUGGUUAUAUGUUAAUACUUCUCUAUAGUGAUACAAAUUAUGUACUAGAUGGAUUUCGGGCCACAUAUGCUAUACACAAUUGUCCGAACAACUGCACAGGUCAGGGCGAGUGUGUCUCUAAUAAGUGUUUCUGUGAAGGAAAAUGGGGUGGACCUGAUUGCAGUGUUAGAUUAUGUCCUAAUGAAUGCUCAAAUAAUGGACAAUGUAAAGGAGAUAGAUGCAUUUGUAAGAAAGGAUAUUCAGGGGAUUCAUGCUCUUUAAAAAGUACAGACAAAGAGGGCAACAGCUGGCAUUGGCUCUCUCGUACAGAGAGUGGUAUGACUAGGAGAGCGGCCCACUCUGCUGUUUAUGUCAAUCAUACUGACUCUCUAUAUGUAUUUGGAGGAUAUGAUCUAAAUAAAGUUCUAGGUUUAUUGGAGGUUUAUAGUUUUUCUACUAGUCAAUGGUAUGAUGAAAAUGGAAAAGUUGUGCGAAGAUAUCCCACAAAUGAAGAAAUUGACAAGACAUUAUUGACUCUGUUCAAGAAGGGCAUUCUUAAUGAUAGUUGGCACAUAGGUAAUGGAAGCUCGUUAUUUACAUUAAUUCUGUCAUCCUUUUCUAACAAUGACAAAACCACAUUUCCUGGUAUGCAUACUCAUUCACCUACACCAUAUUCAGAGAGUUAUCUACAUUUUACUGAUAGACCAGAAAUGUUUAGUUCAAUGAAAUCAAAUUAUACAAAACCUGAGCCAAGAUAUGGUCACUCUGCCUGUGCAUUUGGAACGGGUUUUGUGCUUUAUGGAGGAAAACUAUCUGAUGGAAGUCUCUCUUCGGAGUUGUGGUUUUUUAAUGCAAUAACAAAUAGGUGGACUUUGCGGGCAGUCAAUUCAACAUUCACUCCACCUGGACUUACACGACAUACUCUGACUGCUGUCAAAGAUGAGUUAUACCUUUUUGGAGGGAGUACAGUGGAAGGGGAAUUUUCUUCAAGUAUGUAUAAAAUAAAAUUAGGAGAUGUGAAUACAGAAUUUUGGGAAAAAGUUCAAGUCAGGGGUGGAAAGGAGUUGGAUGUUCGUGUUGUAGCACAUACAGCUGUUUAUCACCCACAUUCUAACUCAAUUUUAGUAUACGGAGGUGUUGUUGCUAGCGUUGCAAGAUUUUCAAAAUUGUCAGAUAGAAUGUUUGCGUUUGAUAUAGACUAUAGGCAUUGGAGUGAAAUACAUUACCCAAGAGCACAUUUAAGAGAUACAUAUGUCCCACGAGAAAGAGCAUUUCACACUUCUACUAUUAUUGGAAACUAUCUGGUUGUUUUCGGUGGCUACUCCCAUAGACAUAACAGAGAGGAAAUAUGUUACGAUGGCCAAAUGUAUCUGUAUCAUCUCGGGUGCCAUUCAUGGAUUCCUUUGGAUGUGUUGGGGAAAACACCGAAAUUUUAUCCAAAAAAACAGGGAGUGUUCGCUCAUGCAGCUGCUUUGAAACCCCCGUCUACCUUGCUAAUAGCCGGAGGAUAUCACGGCAAUGUCAACGGAGAUCUACUUGCAUAUGUUGUCCCUAGUUGGCAGGCAGGAAUUACUAAUAAUAAUCCUGAGUCAGCGUGUCCGCGACAUCAGACACAACCGGAAUGUCUUGCAGAUCCUGAAUGUGGCUGGUGUUCUGCUGACGACAUAUGCUACGGAAGAACAAUUGGUUCAAAUUGCACAACAAAUUUGCAAUCAAUACGGUGUGGAGGCAUCUGCCCUGCUCUAGGCGAUUGUCACUCUUGUCUCAUCCAUGGACCACCACUAGGGGAGAAUAGUACACGAACUGCAUUGCCCUCUGUGAGCACCAAAUUAGGUUUAUUCAAAUGCAGUUGGUGUGUUCAGAAUGCUCGCUGUCAUCAUAAGAAUGAUAAUUAUGGCGUCUGUGGUGAAGACACCCCUUCGGAAAAUCCAGGUUGGUGGGGUACGACGGGCACCGAAGUAACAAUUCCAGAAGAAUGUAAAGUUUUAGAUAAACGUCCUGGUCUUACGUUUUUGAGAUACCAGCAGCCCGCUGACUGGAGUCACCCAGACGCUGUAUCAGUAGUAAACGCAACCACAGUUGAUUGGGGAACAGGAGGAGGAAGCAAUCAUAUAUUUAGUGGCUCAAGUGAAGCCAGAUUAAGAGGUUGGCUGCAUAUACCGCAAUACUGGAAUGGAACAGGAGAAACAUUGCAUAUAUGUGCGGGUUACUCGAAUAUAUCAUUGAAAUUAGGAGAUAAUAGCGGCUCGGCAGCUAACUUAACAGCACAGCCAUCAGCGUGUUCUCUAGUCGAUUGGCCGACCUUGUUUCCGGGGCGACUCUCAGUUGAUAUGCAUGCUAAUGAUUCACUGCACACAGGCUUAUAUCCGUCUCACCAUCAUGCCAAAAUGGAAUUGCUUCAUAAUAAAUCACAAGAAAAUGCAAAGGUAUUCACAUUUGAAUUCUUGGAACCCUACUCGGACGGACAGUGUUCGAACUAUGGUAACUGCUUACUGUGUCUGUCGGAUGCAGCAUGUGGGUGGUGCGAAUUGACGAAUCGCUGUGAGCUGAGGAAUACUGACGAAACAGUCGUGUGCGCUGCCGACGGUGAAUGGAGGUACCUUACCCUUCAACCUGCUGCCUGUCCUAAUUGUUCCAACUAUAUAAGCUGCGAGCGUUGCGUAGCCGGUAAUUACUGUGAGUGGUGGGCGGACGAGGCACGCUGUGCACGUCGUGGCCGCGCCGGUGGUGCUAUACUCGACAGCAGUGAAUGUCCGGCACCCUGCCGGCUGCGGCUGGAUUGUGAGCAUUGCCUUGACGAGCGUGGCCGCUGUGUUUGGUGCGAAGCUACGCGCCAGUGUUUUAGUUUUAGUGUUUACACCAGCGAGUAUCAGUUCGGACUGUGUCGCGAAUGGCUCGACCGGGCGUCCACUCCGGCCGAUGAUGCUGCUCGGAAAUCUGGACAAUGUAAAUCAUGCCAGGGUCAUACACAGUGUUCUACAUGUCUACGAAGCAUGGGCUGCGGUUGGUGCCACUCUCACGAGAACCCGAUUAAUGGAAUGUGUACUGAAGGAGAUUUUACGAGAGCUCAUGUAGAUUGUGCUUCUCUUUUAAAUGUUACGUCGGCUGAUGCAGGAUGGGCUUAUGCACAAUGUCCUGACGUCGAUGAGUGUGGACUUGGCCUUCACGAUUGUCACGAGCAUGCAGUGUGUAACAACACUCAUGGAUCAUAUACAUGUAAAUGUAAACAGGGUUACAUAGGUGAUGGUAAAAAAAGUUGUAUGCGGACUUGUUAUAACAAUUGCAUACAUGGAUAUUGUCUUGGACCUCCACAGUACAAAUGCUAUUGUGAUCUAGGAUGGACUGGGGCGGAUUGUUCUAUAAAUUGUGGUUGUCACAAUCACUCUACAUGUCGAACGGGUGUUGGGCGUUGUGACGAAUGCCAGGAUUGGACUGAGGGAGAGUUUUGUGAAACAUGCAAACCUGGCAGCCAUGGGAAUGCUACUACUGGACAGGGAUGUCGACGUUGUGAUUGUAAUGACCAUGGUGAUGAAACAAAGGGCAUUUGUGAUGUGACAACAGGCGAAUGUAUUUGUAAAGAUAACACAGAGGGGCAGAAUUGUGAACGAUGUAAGUCCAAAUUUUAUGGUGAUCCUCGGCAUGGUGGCAGAUGUUACUAUCAGUGUGAACCUAGAGGGAUGUUAAAUGCUUCUGAUACAGAAGGCAUUGGUUCCUACAAGACAGAUCCAGACAUUAAAACAGUAGGGCCCUCCAAGGAAUGCCUUUGGAUUAUAUCUGCUGAAGACAUUAAAGAUGCUAUUAUUCAGUUCACGAUAAACUCGUCUACUUUUGAUGUGCCAUGUGAUGAGAAUGCAGUGUAUGUGUACGAUGGACUUGGAGGUGUCCCAGAUAUGAGCAAUAAUCAGCAAAGUCAAUUACUAGGUGUUUUUUGCAAUGGAGCAUCUUCGGGGGUUGUAGAAGCAAGAAGUGGAAAUCUAACUGUCCAUUACAAACAAGGCCAACCAGAACAAGGUUUCGAAGGUGUAUAUAAAGUAUUAGCAUGUGACGGAUACUGUUCUUGGCCUAGAGUUUGCAAUAAAAGGCAUUGUGUAUGUAGAGAAGGCUAUGGAGGAACAGAUUGUGAAGUUGAGAUUUGCAGAAAUAAUUGUAGUGUUGCAAUUAAUGCAGGUAUAUGCGACACAAGUUAUGGCCGAUGUCUUUGCAAUGACGGUUAUGGGGGAGCUGAUUGCUCUGUUAAACUAGAUAAAACACAACUAGUCUUUACGGAGCUUUUUAACUCUGAAUAUUUAUCUGAAGGCCUAGAUCAUCUUCGGAAAACAUUGCCUAGAUUUGGUCACAGUUUAGUUGCCGAUAGACGAGGAUUAUGGAUGUUCGGAGGUUAUUCUCUUUCACAUGGUCCAUUGAAUGAUAUAAGGUUUUUCGAUACCAAAAAUAAUACUUGGAUGCAAGUUACAGUAGAAGCUACUCCAGAUGCUAAAAUGCCUGAAGGUCGAUAUUUUCAUGCUGCUGAAAUCUAUCAUUCAAAACAAAAUAUUUAUAUUUUCGGUGGUCUCAGUUUGCAAGACAAAAGCGUUCAAAAUAAAACACUAGGCGAUUUCUGGCAAUUCAGUUUAAAAGAUCAAAGAUGGGGUAAUAUUAAAAGUAAAGACGAUCAACCACCACCUCUUGCUGGUCACACAUUAACAUUACAAAAAUAUCAAGACUAUGAAAGCUUGGUUUUAAUCGGAGGGUUUUCAUUAGAGCAAGGGUUUAUGGCCGAUAUGUGGGAAUUCGAUCUUGAUAACGACAAGUGGAUAAAAUUAAAUUGCGAAGGUGCUAAGCCGGCGGGAAUAAUCGGGCACAGUACUGUAUAUCAUGCUCCCUCACAAAGUUUGUAUGUAUAUGGAGGCAUACUAUAUGCAUAUAAUGGUACAAUGAUGUCCAAUAAAUUGUUUUCUUUUCAUUAUCCUACAAAGAAAUGGAGUGAGUUGCCGACAUUUCCUAAUCUAAAUCAUUUCCACGAUAACUUACCACAAGCCACAUAUUUACAUUCAGCAGUGACCACAAAUGAAUAUAUGAUUGUAUUUGGAGGCAGAACUUAUCCCGAUCAUAGAACUGAUACUCUUAUUGCUUACGUGUACAGCUGUAACCAAUGGGUUAGACUUGUUAAAGGAGUGAGCAUAGUAGGACAUCCACCACCGCCGACAAUAGCGCAUGCAAUGGCUAUCGAUAUUGAAUCAGAGAAUGAAGGUUAUAUUUAUAUAAUAGGUGGGUGGACGGGAAGCGCAGAUUGUCAGGUUACACGCAUAUCUCUGCCAGACGAUUUAUGCUCUUUAUGGAGUGCCAGCAAAAUGGAAUGUCGUAGUCAUAUGGGCUGCAGUUUUUGUAGUACUGGGAAUUAUACAAAAUGCUAUUCUGUGGAUAAACCUGGCUGUGAAGGAAGCGAUCGGGUAUCCACCAACUCUGGUUCAUCCUGCGAUGCAGAAUUAGUUUCACGACGAGCAUGCGAAAACUUUACCACUUGUACGUCUUGUUUGGCUGCUUGGCCUUUAUACCCAGAAGAAAAGCCAGCUUGCCGUUGGUGUGAAUCCUGUGCUGCUGCUGUUGGCGAAUGUGUACCAACUGAUGAAUCAUGUACAAGCAUCAAGUGUAAUGCUGGUACAACAUACAUUAGUGACGUCGAUCAAUGUCCAGAACUGAGAUGUGUGGCGUCCGACUGCGAAAAAUGCGUGACUAAUCAAUGCACAUGGACUCGAUUAGCCAGUAGGGAAGGCCAACUGACCCAGAUAUCUGAGGAUCCCCUGGAGCCGUUCAAUUGGACGUGUGCGUCUAUCGAAGAGGCCGGGCGAGCGAGCCUGAGGCCAAUGGCACGGGAAGAGUGUCCGAGCCGGUGUCAUACGUAUGUGGACUGUCAGUCAUGUCUGAGCGCGGACGGGGCAGAGGGCGGCUUCUCCGAGUGUCACUGGGCUACAUACCUAGGCAAGUGUAUAUCGCCGGCGCAUCAGCCCGUGUACUGCGCGGGUGGCGUAUGCGGCCUGGUGCUCACGAAGGCCGACAAGAACAAGUGCCCGGCGCCGUGCGGCACGUUCGAGCAGUGCAGCGAGUGCCUGCACCACUCUCACUGUGGCUGGUGUGCGCUUGCCGGCGCCAACGGGGAGGGAGUGUGCACAGAGGGUUCGGUCGAGUCACCGCUUGACUACUCAACGAAGACCACGUGCGCCGCUGUUUACGACGCCGCGCACCGCCCGCGCGAUCUCAAUGAUUCGUUCUCGUGGCACUACACGCGUUGCCCUCCAGAGAACGAGUGUGAAAACAACCAUCAUCAGUGUAAAGCAGACUCUGAGGUGUGUCGCGACCUGCCCGAGGGCUACGAGUGCGCGUGCGGCGCGGGUCACCGGCGCGCCGCGGGCGGCGGCUGCGCGGCCGUGUGCGCGCAAGGCUGCGUGCGCGGCGCAUGCGUCCAGCCUGACGUGUGCCGCUGCGACUUCGGCUACGUCGGCGCCAACUGCACCAUCCAGUGCCAGUGCAACGGCCACUCGCACUGCGAGGGGCCCGACAAGCUCGACAAGUGCAUCCAGUGUCACAACAACACCAUGGGUGAGCAGUGCGAGAAGUGCCAGCCGAACUUCGUGGGCGACCCGACCAACAACGGGCAGUGCGUGCCGUGCUCGACGUUCUGUCACGGACACACGUCGGUGUGCACGAGCGAGCCGGCGGAAGGCACGAGCGCGGGCGCGGCGGAAGGCGAGGAGUACUACCGCGAGCGCGACGGCGGGCCGCGCGCGCGCUGCCUGCGCUGCGCCAACCGUACCGACGGGCCGCGCUGCGAACGUUGCCUCGAGGGCUACUUCCGCGGCACCGAAGACUUCCGCGACCCCUGCCGCCCGUGUGAAUGCCACGGACACGGCGACACGUGCGAUCCGGUGACCGGCGAGAAGUGCAACUGUGGCAACAACACUGAAAGCGACAUCUCGUGUCAGACCGCCAGCUCCAGCAAGAACUCUGCGCAGGAAUGCUGGCGCUACCAGUGCGUCAAGUGCAAAGAUCUCUACAUGGGUGACCCGAGGAACGGUCACCAGUGCUACAAGACCAUCAAUAUAGAGAACAAAUUGUGUUUUGAUGGAAAAUCUAUAGAUGAAUGUAAAAUCAAACCUCGCCCUUUGUAUCCUGGUCAAACAGUAUUCGUAGCUGUGAAUCCAAGAUAUAUGAAUGUUGAUAUACGGGUCAUAGUGGACGUGACUCAAGGCGCUGUCGAUUUGUAUCUAAGCCCAAAUGACAGUUCAUUUGUUGUAUCCGUGAAUGCGAGCAACGGUGCCCACGCAGUGGAAUUGGAUUCAGCGUAUUACAAGCACGAACCGCUCCGCAAGGUGCCAUCUUUUGACGACCACGUGCCUGACCAGAAGUUAAUCACGUGGUGGUACGAUAAAGUAGAGUACACACUGGCUGAUUACAAAGCGAAGGAUCUUGCUACUUAUGUGACGGUCGACAGACGAAAUAUACUAUUGCGCGUGCGUAACUUGCGAAAUCGGCUCGUUCUGACUCUUCCAGAAAGUGUCCAUGAUUUAACACACACAAAGUUUUACAUUAUUAUCAAAGCGAGACACACUGACGAUGGCGCCGCAAGCUUUGGUGUCACGUUCUUCCGUCAAGAUCAACUGCACAUAGAUCUGUUCGUGUUCUUCUCGGUGUUUUUCUCUUGUUUCUUCUUAUUCCUCGCGGCGUGCGUGGUCGCGUGGAAAGCGAAACAGGCUGCCGACGUGAGGCGAGCUCGGCGGAGACAUGUUGUCGAGAUGCUGCACAUGGCGAAGCGUCCGUUCGCGGCGGUGACGGUGGUAGUGGGCGGCGCCGGUGCAAGCACGCGGUCGGCGCGACGCCGCGCGGCGGACUUGCGGCCAGUCGCCAUCGAACCCGCGGCUGACGGCCGCGCCGCUGUUACCACCGUGCUCGUCAGGCUGCCGGGCGGGGCGCGCGCGCCGGUGCGGCUGGCGCUGGCGUCGUCGCUGGUGCUGGUGUCGCGCGCGCCGCCGCCGCGCCCGCGCCCGCGGCCCUCGCGACACCUGCGGCACCCGCCCUCCGCGCGCAUCGCACUCAACACAUAGUGCCCACCAUCGGAUACUGUCCCCCCCCCGCGCCUCCCCCCGCGACCACUCACACGCUCAACUUCCCCCUUCAACCAUUGCAGUACCACCCGCGUUCCGCAUGCUUCACAUUGAACGCAUAGUUCCGUUUUGACCUCACACUCCACUCGCGUACACUGACACCCUGAUCCUUCCACUAUCCGCAUUCGAUACAGUUGACUACCACUCACUGCUGUCUAGCAAUUUGAGCUAUCCGUCCUCUCCAUGCUCUUCUUCCUCAUUGCUUAAUUACGCGGCUAUGGCCCUUCAUUCUCGAUUCCCGUCCAUCGGUAAUCUAAGCCAUGUAUGUACCUUCUUCUCGUGCAUGGUACUCAGCGCGUAGUCCGCUACCGCCUUCACCCCACGCCUCCGUCCGUUCCGUAACCUGAGCCACCCAUUCUCCGCCUUAUGCAUUCGACACUCUUGACUAUUGCUUUUCUCCCUCCACCCCACAUCCACAUCGAGCCACGCAUCGUGCUCUCGCCAUAAUUCGUACCUUACAAUACGUGCUGUAUUCUCAACUGCUAUAUUAUGGUAAUUAAAACAAAUAAUGUCAAUAAAAUAAUAAUUGAUUAUAUUCACUGAAUAUCUCUCGAUGCCACUGUAGUCAUUUACGUGAUUGCUUUGACUAUGUUAUUUUAAAUAAUAUUAUCCAAAAUAACUUAUUAAUUCAAUGACACAACCUAAUAACUGUUGAGGAAAUAUAAUAGUAAUAAAACAUGUAAUAUCUGUAAGCUCGAGCUGGUCUCGCCUCGUCUCCUCCUCUAACAUAAUAUAACCACAGAACCCGGUACGUAUAUAUUUGUACGUUAUUUGUUUAUGUAUAAGUGACAGCCAUGGAACACAACGUCUUUAUAUAUGUAUAUAAAGUGUCCGGGGUUUGAUAAUACUUAGAUCUGUUUUGUUAUUAAGUAAUGAUAAAGAAUUUAAUUGGUAUAUGAAACUGCCCUACCAUAAGCGUAUAAUUCUUAAAAUUAUCUGAAAAAACCUAAUAGACAAUAUACAUAAUAUUAGUUUUGUGGUGAAGGCAUCUUAGAAGUUGCCUAAAAGCAGCUCAUUUUAAUAUAAUCGUCAUAUUAUGUUACAGUUUCUAUUGAGAUUGGCUGUAUUAUUAUUACAUGGAAAAUAAUAUUAAUUUAAUUUUAAGCGAUGUAUGUAUUUUCUUUUUAUUUUUGUUUUGUAUAUUUUGAUGAAUUGGUCUCCAAUUAUACAAUGGAUGUUAAAAUUAUUAACUAAGUGAUAUUACUUUGCCAUUAAUGUAAUUUAUAUUGCAGGAAAUAUUUAAGGUAUUGUCUGCUAUAAUAUUAUUAUCGACUCAAAUGUAAUGAGCCAAAGGUAUCAAAAUUGUUGCGCCAACUGCGCGCGGGUUGUGAAUAGCCGGUAGUUGGUAUAUCUGUUAAUUAUUUCAAAAUUUUAUUAUGUAAAUGUUGAUAAAUUCUGUUAUAGGCCUGUUAUUAUUAAUUAAUUGUGCGUAAAUGAAUUAAACUAAAUAUUUAUUUACAUGUUAACACAUAAUUGAUUAAUAUGAACAUUAAUUAUUUUGCUUUUCACUGGAAGUUUUCAUCCUAUAGAUAUUCUGUUUUUAUAAUUUAUAAUUAUUAAUAAAAUGGUUUAAUUUCUUUAAAUGAUCUAAAAACAUUUGGUAGCACAUAUUUAAGACAAAAUCUUUUAUGAACACGAAAUUUCGUCUCAAAUAUGCUACUAGAUUUCUUUAUGAUACGUAAGCUAUUUAAACCUGUCACGACCGAUGCACCACAAGACUGUAAGGGAGCGGAAAUUGCCAGUUGUUACCGUCCAAACCGCUCCCAUAACCGCGGUAACGAUCGUGAUCGUACGAGAAAUUGGCACCUACUUGAAAUAAAAUUUCUUUGACAUUUA
Messenger RNA from Galleria mellonella (greater wax moth), 10607 nucleotides. It is a transcript of the gene Megf8, whose product is annotated as multiple epidermal growth factor-like domains protein 8. The record is from RefSeq and is a predicted model, not a curated record. Gene Ontology annotation, molecular function: calcium ion binding; protein binding. Bases 300 to 8711 code for a protein of 2803 amino acids. Lineage: Eukaryota; Metazoa; Arthropoda; Insecta; Lepidoptera; Pyralidae. The transcript has 22 exons.